AUGGCUCCUCCUUACUCUCUCUCCCAUCUUCCCACCACACCCUUCCCUGCCCCCACCAGCACCUGCACAGCCCGUAAUCCUGUGCUCUUUGAACGUCAUAGUGUGCGGUGCCAAUGGUCAGAUGUACCCGUGCAGGGAGAUGGCGCCCAAGGGAAUGGAUACCACCACCGACCUCUCCAAAUGUCGGCCUCCUGGCGAUGUGAUCGUGACGCCUUCUGAAGCUCAGUGCCCCGUUAAAGCCCCCAAGGUGUGUGCUAGUGACGGGAGGAAUUACCCCUGUGCUGACGUGGCACCCAAGGGGCUGCUGACGACGACAGACCUAUCUGCUUGCCAGACACCUGCCACGUGUCCCUGGUCCACGUCAGCAUACAGCAAAUCCAGCCUGGCAGCGUUGGCCAACGAAUGCAGCACCCUCGCUCUCUCAUCCUCUUCCUCCUCCACACCUCUUCCCAUUACCCCUUCUCUGAUUGGCUGCUGUGCUGCCACGUCAGCACUCCUCCAAUCCACCGCGAUUGCGACCGCAAAGGCUAAAUCUUCGAGGGUAAAUACCCCUGCGGUUUACGCCGCCCGUGCCGGGCAGUGCAUGAAAGAGUUUGUACCCUAUUUACAAUCACCCAAGGCGGCAUUUGCAGCAGCUACAGCAGCAGCAGCGGCGGCACUUUCGAAGUUCAAUCCGGUGCUACAGUGCGGGCGGCUGGGGUUCGGGGCGGCACAAUUUGGACUGGAGGGAGGCAAAGGGGCAUGCCGAGGGAUUACCACUGAGGCCCAGCUCACAUCCGCGUUAAAAGCUUCCCCAGUAUGGUGGGUGAGCAGUUACAUGCAGAGAGACUGCAGCAGCACCACCGGCAGCACUGGCCGCUGCUCGGACUGUGCCAAGCAGGUCUCCACCCUCUUUGAUGCCCUUAUCCGACCCGGAGACACCACUUCUCAGAAGCAGCGCUGCUGGGCUUUAAUCGCCUACUAUGCGGCGUCUGCACUCGGCAACUCCACCGCCCAGAGCAGCAGCAUCGCCCUCUGCCUGCAUAAGAACGCUCCUUCCUCCCUCCUGCCUUCUGGGACCACUAUCAAGGCAGCUACUGUCAAGCCUGCAGCGACUACUAAACCUCCUAGUCCGCCAGCUGUCAAGCCUACUAUUAAGAUUGCUGUCGAUGCUUCCGAUCCGCAGCAAAUCGAAAACACCUUUCGCGCUGCGGCCGACACGUCACCAGAUGCCAGCUCAGCGCCGUCCACGUCAGCACGGUCCACGUCAGCAACCGCAAUCAUCCUCGCCAGCGUGGCGCUGGCGGUCCUGCUGGCAGCAGUCGUGGCAGCAACCAUCCUAGCUGUCAGGGGCGCACAGCACCACAUGCACAGGCAGCGGCUCGCCUCCUCUAUUUCGGUCUACCCCAGCGGCUCUGUCUCUGCGGCUUUAAGUGCCGGCACGCCUCUUAAAGCCUCGGUGUCAGAAUCGGGGGCCUGGGGAGGAUCGUCAGGAGUGAGUGAGGGAGGAGUGUCGAGGGAGGGGUCUGUGUCGUCGUUGGUUGGGUUGAUUGGGGGUGCUGCAAGUGAUGUGUCCGACGCUCCAGCAGCGGCAGUGCCGUGCAGUGUCACAGACAGCAAGAGCAUGACGGGAUGGUGUGAUGCGGCCUCACAUGGAAGGUGGGAUGAAGAGUGGAACAGGCUGGUAGGGCCGAUAAGAGCGAUAGUGAAAGGGGAUGAGGUAGUGGGGGUGGAUGCGGCAGUGAGGGGGGUUGGAGCAGCAGUGGAGGAGACUCAGGCUGAAUUACGGAGCAUUGGGGGAUGGGGGAUGGUGUGA
This is a messenger RNA of Closterium sp. Naga37s-1, 1795 nucleotides long. Lineage: Eukaryota; Viridiplantae; Streptophyta; Zygnematophyceae; Desmidiales; Closteriaceae. The record is from the annotation of a GenBank genome assembly.